Molecule: messenger RNA, 3523 nt
Organism: Brassica rapa (field mustard)
Lineage: Eukaryota; Viridiplantae; Streptophyta; Magnoliopsida; Brassicales; Brassicaceae
Product: DNA ligase 1
Biological process (GO): DNA repair; mitotic sister chromatid cohesion
Cellular component (GO): chromatin; nucleus
Source: RefSeq, a predicted model, not a curated record
GGACUUGAAAGCCAAUCAUGUAGCUAACCAGAGUUAAUAAAAAUCCUAGUGAAAUCCGGAGUAAAGGGGGAAAAAGAUCACAAUACUGGAUUCCCUUAUAAAGAAAGCCCAAAAAGAGAACAGUAAAAAUUAAAAGAUGGAAACACAUCCAUGACCACGACCAGUUAAAUAAAUGAUUUUAGAAGAUUAUUAUAUAUAUCUUUUUUAACGGCGCUUGUGGGUUCUCGCGUUCUUUAAUUUUAAUUUUGGUUUCCGGCAAACUGAGAAAAAGAAAAAAAAAGAGAAGAGAGGAGAGGAGAAAACCCUAGGCGUGAUUCUCUCGUAGCUUCUUAGCUUAAUCCGGCUAGGGAUUUGUAGAGAUCUGAUUGUUAGAUACGCACCACGAGAGAGGAGAGGAGAGUGAUGUCGGAUUCUGAGAAAGAGAUCGAGAAUCAGAUUCUGGAAGCAGGGGAAAAGCUUGUUGAUCCACCUUCUUCACUCGAUGAGCUUCUUCCUCUCCUUGACAAAAUCUUCACUUGCUUAGUAGAUGUUGAGCAGUCACCUCCUGCCUCAAUGCAGAAUGCGCUCUCUCCAUUGAUGACAGCAUUAGUCGAUGGGAAACUCGUCAAGCAUUCUGAUAUCGAUGUGAAAGUUGCAGUCGCUGCCUGCAUCAGUGAGAUUACUAGAAUAACUGCUCCGGAUGCUCCUUAUGAUGAUGAUAAGAUGAGGGAAGUAUUUAAGCUAAUCGUAUCAUCAUUUGAAAAUUUAGACGACGACUCUAGUCGCUCCUAUUCCAAAAGGACCUCGAUCCUUGAAACUGUGGCCAAGGUCAGAUCGUGCGUUGUGAUGUUGGAUCUUGAAUGUGAUUCACUUCUUAUCGAGAUGUUCCAAAACUUCUUGAAGGCCGUUAGGGACCAUCAUACAGGGAACUUAUUUUCUUCUAUGGAGAACAUUAUGACACUUGUUUUAGAAGAAAGCGAGGAGAUACCUCCAAAGAUGCUUUCACCAAUUCUGCAUUAUGUUAGAAAGGAUGAUGAGGUUCCCCAAGUAUCACGGAGUUUAGCAGAACAAGUUCUCAGUAAAUGUGCUAGCAAGCUCAAAAAUUAUCUGACUGAAGCAGUGAAAUCGUCGGGUGUCUCUUUAGAUAAGUAUAGUAAGGUAGUGGCUUCGAUAUGUGAAGGGACAUUCAGUGCUUUGCAGCAGGACCAACUUGUUGAGAAUGAGAAAGAGGAUAGUCAAGGUCAUUUAACAAAGGAAGCAGAAGUAGAGCAGGAUAAACAGGAGGCAGAAGUAAUUUCUACACCCGAGCGAACUGAUCCACCUAAGGACGAAUCAAGUAAGUCAGGAGUCAGCAAUGGCAUUGCGCAGCAAAAUGAUUCUUCUGUUGAUACUGAGUCUACAAAGAAGCUAGAUGAUACGAAUGCUAAAGAUGAGCCUGAACAACUUGAUAAUCCUAGCAACACUGGCUUGGAUAAUACAUCUGAAGAGAAACCAACUGUUGAACAUCAAACUCAGGAAAGAGAACCUAGUUCUGUCAAAGAGGUGGAUUCAUCAAAAAGUUCAGAUGUCAAGGAGGAGACUGAACCUGAAGCACUCUUGGAAAGCAAGGAUGUGCAAAGUUUGCCUCCUGAUGAUUCAUCUGUUAACGCUGCUGCUUCUGAAAAUGAUCAGGAAACAAGUGUGCAGGCUUUUCCAUCGAAGACAUCAGCUGAUGAAACUGCCAAUGUCAGUUCUCCAUCUAAGGCUGAAGAUCUUGUUGAGGAAAUCCGGCCGAAGACGACUACAAAGCAGAAGAAAAAGGGGAGCUCGACGAAGGAGGCCAAGCCAUCAGCUGAUGAAACUGCCAAUGUCAGUUCUCCAUCUAAGGCUGAAGAUCUCGUUGAGCAAAUCCAGCCUAAGACGACUGCAAACCAGAAGAAAAAGGAGAGCUCGACGAAGGAGGCCAAGUCAUCAUCUGAUGAAACUGCCAAUGUCAGUUCUCCAUCUAAGGCUGAAGAUCUCGUUGAGGAAAUCCAGCCUAAGACAACUGCAAACCAGAAGAAAAAGGAGAGCUCGUCGAAGGAGGCCAAGCCAUCAGCUGAUGAAACUGCCACUGUCAGUUCUCCAUCUAAUGCUGAAGAUCUUGUUGAGGAAACCCGGCCUAAGACGACCGCAAACCAGAAGAAAAAGGAGAGCUCGGGGAAGGAGGCCAAGCCAUCUGCUGCUAGUGUUACCGAAGAAGCUCCCGAAGAAACAAACACUUCUGAAGCUAAAGUGACAAAAAAGUCCGGAAAAAAGGUUGCCUCAUCAAGUAAAGCCAAGUCUGCUGUUUCUCCUUCAAAGAAAAGCACCUCUGAGACAAAAGCUGCAAAGCAGUCAGAGAAGAAGGCAGUUGAGAGUGAUAAUGUACAAGAAUCCUCAAAGCCAAAAGUGGAAAAGAAAAAAACAGGACGUGGGAAAGCCAUGGAUGAUAAUUCUUCAGGUGAUAGUGAAAAACCGGCUGUUUCCUCUGGAAAGUCAGCCUCAAAGUCAAAGAAAGAAGUGAAGGAACCGAUAGAAGAGAGUCCUAAUACAAGCUCAAAGAGAAAACGAAGUCUGGGCAAAGCAUCUGAUCUCCAAACCCCUGACGGAAAUAUAGUUGGGUCGAGGGUCAGGGUCUGGUGGCCUAUUGAUAAAGCGUAUUAUAAAGGUGUGGUCGAUUCAUAUGAUUCUGCUAAGAAGAGACAUCUGGUUAUCUAUGAUGAUGGAGAUCAAGAAAUCUUGAAUCUUAAGAAACAGAAGUGGCAUUUUCUGGAUGAAUCAGAAACAGAGCAGGGUGAAGAAGCUGCUGAUCAGACAGGUCAUGAGGAAGAAGAGCCCCAGAGUAAGAAAGCUAAGACAGGCAAGCAAUCAAAGAUUGGAGCAUCAGGGAAAAAGGGUGGUGGGGCUGGUUCAAGCAAGUCUAAAGCUACUCCUGCUUCCAAGUCCGGCAAGAAGUCCCAGGAUGACAAACCAAAGGAUUCAAAGGCGGCUAAAGGCAAAGCAAAAUCUACACCUGCUUCUAAGACCAAGGACAGCGAUGUGGAGUCAGAAUCGGAAGAGACGCCGAAGGCACCAGAACCAGCAACCAAGGGGAAAUCAGUCAGUUCAGGCAAGUCGCAGGCAAGUCAGUCCAAGUCCGGUAAGAAGAGGAAGCGAUGAGUCUGGCUGCAGACAAAGGGAUUACGUAAUUUACAGUGGAAAGCUAAGCGCAACGGUGGCGGUGGUAUUGGUCGUUGCGGUGGGCGUAGGUUGGUGGGACUUGACAUCGUUUUGGCACUAGAAGUGUAGAAUUGUUUUUAUUUAAGACAAGAAGAAGUGUAGUAGUGAGUGGUUUUCACUUAGGAUUGAUUUCAGCUUAUGUAGUAGCGUUAAUGUGUGGAUACAUAAGAUGGCUUUGGUUAUUUUCAUUUUUUUUUAAAGAAUUAUUUUAGCACAUUUUUCCUAUCAUCUCUCCAUUUUGGAUUGUAAACAAUAAAUCUUUAGGUUGAGUUAUUUGUUUAUGCUAUUCAUAAUCAUAAUUUAUAAAAAAAAAAUCAUUAGCCAA